AUGCACAGAGUCUCUUCGAAGAAAUCGUAUGUUCUCUGCAACAAGUACUAUGCUUGCUUGUCAUCUGGAAACCCAAAGAUUCUCAAGAAAAAGUCAAGUUUCUCGCUCCACUUCAUUGAAUCAUCGAAACCUCAACUAUUUUCCACCUAUUCUCAUCUGGGUUCACCCGAGAUCCCGUCAAAGCCAAUCCCAGUUCGUGAACUCAACAAAAACAUUUCUCAAAAUGGCACACUCACUGAGCCAAGAAAGGGGCUUGGCCUCAUCUACCUCAACAAUGAGCCAGAAGUCUCUACAGAGAGCGAAUCACAUGAUGAAUUUUCUUCUGAUGUUGAAAAGGUGUACAAAAUCUUGAGAAAAUUCCAUUCUAGAGUCCCAAAAUUGGAACUUGCUCUACAGGAAUCUGGUGUGGUGGUAAGGUCUGGCUUAACUGAACGUGUGCUCAAUCGCUGUGGAGAUGCAGGGAAUUUAGGAUACAGAUUCUUUGUGUGGGCAUCAAAGCAGCCUGGUUGUAGGCAUAGUUAUGAUGUAUACAAAGCCAUGAUCAAGAUUUUGGGGAAAAUGAGGCAAUUUGGAGCUGUUUGGGCCCUCAUCGAGGAAAUGAGGAAGGAAAAUCCUCAGAUUUUAUCGCCUGAGGUUUUUGUUGUUUUAAUGAGAAGGUUUGCGUCAGCGAGAAUGGUUAAAAAGGCAAUUGAAGUGUUGGAUGAGAUGCCCAAGUAUGGUUGUGAGCCUGACGAGUAUGUUUUUGGGUGCUUGUUGGAUGCUCUGUGUAAGAAUGGUAGUGUAAAGGAAGCUGCUUUGUUGUUUGAAGAUAUGAGGAUAAGGUUUAGGCCCACGAUUAAGCAUUUUACUUCAUUGUUAUAUGGUUGGUGCAGGGAAGGGAAACUAAUGGAGGCGAAAUUUGUGUUGGUGAAAAUGAGAGAAGCAGGUUUUGAGCCUGAUAUUGUGGUUUAUAAUAAUUUGCUUAAUGGGUACGCAGUGGCGGGGAAAAUGGUGGAUGCAUUUGACGUUUUGCAAGAGAUGAGGAGAAAUGGUUGUGAACCUAAUGCAACAUCCUUUACAAUUGUUAUUCAGGCACUUUGUGCUCGAGAGAAAAUGGAGGAGGCAAUGAGGGUAUUCAUGGAUAUGCAGAAGAGUGGCUGUGAAGCUGAUGUAGUGACUUACACUACCUUGAUAAGUGGAUUUUGUAAGUGGGGUAAGAUUGAUAAAGGUUAUGAGCUUGUAGAUAGCAUGAUACAGAAAGGGCAUACUCCAAACCAGACCACUUACUUGCAUAUCCUGUUGGCUCAUGAAAAGAAGGAGGAGUUGGAGGAGUGUACGGAACUUUUGAAUGAAAUGCAAAAAAUUGGCAUAAUGCCUGAUCUGAGCAUUUACAAUACUAUAAUUCGUUUGGCCUUCAAAUUGGGGGAAACUAAAGAAGGUAUGAGAGUUUUCAGUGAAAUUGAAGCAAAUGGCAUGAGUCCAGGUGUUGACAGCUUUGUCAUUAUGAUUAACGGGCUUGUUGAGCAAGGAUGUUUAGUCGAAGCUUGUGAUCACUUCAAAGAAAUGGUCGGGAGAGGCCUUCUGGCUCAUCCACAGUAUGGUACACUGAAAGACUUGUUGAAUUCUCUGUUAAGAGUAGAUAAGCUUGAAAUGGCUAAAGAUGUCUGGAGUUGCAUUAUGACGAAAGGGUGUGAGCUUAACGUGUAUGCAUGGACAAUUUGGAUUCAUGCUCUCUUCUCAAAUGGGCAUGUGAAGGAAGCUUGUUUUUACUGUCUGGAUAUGAUGGAUUCUGGCGUGAUGCCUCAGCCAGACACCUUUGCCAAGCUCAUGCGUGGUCUAAGAAAGCUGUAUAAUAGACAAAUUGCUGCAGAGAUCACAGAGAAAGUGAGGAAAAUGGCUGCAGAAAGACAGAUGACAUUCAAGAUGUACAAGAGACGUGGUGAAAGAGAUUUGAAAGAGAAAACUAAGGCAAAGAAGGAUGGGAGGAAGAGGAGAGCUCGCCGUCGCCAAUGGGGAAAGGGUCGUACAAAGGAUAAUAUCUUGUGA
Messenger RNA from Fraxinus pennsylvanica, 2025 nucleotides. Lineage: Eukaryota; Viridiplantae; Streptophyta; Magnoliopsida; Lamiales; Oleaceae. The record is from the annotation of a GenBank genome assembly.